Messenger RNA from Solanum dulcamara, 1233 nucleotides. RefSeq names its product serine/threonine-protein kinase PBL34-like. The record is from RefSeq and is a predicted model, not a curated record. The coding region runs from base 1 to 1233 and encodes 410 amino acids. The transcript is spliced from 6 exons. Gene Ontology annotation, molecular function: protein kinase activity; ATP binding. NCBI's taxonomy places the organism in Eukaryota, Viridiplantae, Streptophyta, Magnoliopsida, Solanales, Solanaceae. Gene Ontology annotation, biological process: protein phosphorylation.
AUGGCUUCAGCUGUCUCUGAAGUCACUUGGUUAUUGGGUUUGUUUUCUGAGUUAGGAGUGUCCAUCCAAGUGCCUAUCACCAUUCUAAGUGACAAAGAAAUUAAAUCAUCAAGUAAGACCACCAGAGGCAGGGAUCUGGAAAUAGUUUCUCAGGCUCGAAACUUUGCUUUUAAUGAGCUGACUUUGGCGACAAGGAACUUCAGACGUGAAUAUCUUCUUGGAGUGGGCGGCUUUGGUUUUGUCUACAAAGGCUGGAUCAAUGAGAGCGGUAGUUCGCCAGUGAAACCUGGCACUGGUCUUGCUGUAGCAGUAAAGACUCUAAAUAGAAAUGGAUGUCAGGGUCAUAGGGAGUGGCUGGCUGAAGUACACUUUCUUCAAAAUCUCCACCAUCAAAAUUUAGUUAAGUUAAUAGGCUAUUGCAUGGAAGGCAAUCAGAGGCUAAUCGUCUACGAGUUUAUGGCUCGUGGAAGUUUGGAGAACCAUAUCUUCAGAAGGUCCAUAAUUCUUCCUUGGUGCAUCAGGAUGAAAAUAGCAUUAGGGGCAGCACAAGGCCUAGCCUAUCUUCAUGAAGAAGUUCAAAAGCCGGUUAUAUUUCGUGAUUUUAAGGCAUCCAACAUCUUAUUAGAUGCGGACUACAACGCGAAGCUAUCAGACUUCGGGCUUGCCAGAGAUGGGCCCGAGGGAGAUCAGACGCAUGUGUCGACACGUGUAAUGGGAACACAUGGCUAUGCUGCUCCAGAAUAUGUGAUGACUGGGCAUCUGACAAUGAAAAGCGACGUCUACAGCUUUGGAGUGGUUUUACUUGAAAUAUUGAGUGGCUGUAAAACCAUGGACAAGAGCCGACGGAUGGGUGAGCGUAACUUAGUAUCAUGGGCAAAACCCUAUCUUGGAGAUAGGCAUCAUUUUUGGCGGAUCAUAGAUCCUCGUCUCGGAGGCCAUUUCUCAAAGAAAGGAGCACUUAAGGCUACUGAGAUUGCUUCUCUCUGCCUUAGAAGGAACGCGAAACUCAGACCUCAGAUGAGCGAAGUUGUGGAAAUGCUGAUGCAUCUGCCUUCAAUGACUGAAACUGAAGAUGCUGAUGUCAACUCAAAUAGAAAUAAUGUGGAGGCAAGGGUUGUAGCAAACGAUAAACAUGUAGCUGGGAGCCUCUAUUCGCCAACUGGUUCACAUGCGUCAGCAUCUAACUAUGCCCUUAAUAACAAGCAGAAGGGGAAACUUCCAAUGCAUGCUUAA